Suillus discolor is the source of this 1401-nucleotide messenger RNA. RefSeq lists its product as uncharacterized. The transcript is spliced from 6 exons. The coding region runs from base 1 to 1332 and encodes 443 amino acids. Lineage: Eukaryota; Fungi; Basidiomycota; Agaricomycetes; Boletales; Suillaceae. The record is from RefSeq and is a predicted model, not a curated record.
AUGCCUCCCAUCCAUUUAUUACAGCACAGCAGCAGCUGGCAGCCUCAACCCAAACUUUCUGGAUCAUUCAGAGGAGCAUCCACAGGGAAUGUCAGGAGGGAGUUUGCAACAAUUCUUGUUGGAGGUGGAGCCACCGUGACCGCUGUUACUGCGGAGUCAGCUUCAAGUCCAGCAGUAACAGACGAGCCUCAGGAGUCAAUGCCAGACUCGCUGAAGCCAGAGGAUAUCCAAGAUGUGGAGUCAAACAUAGGUCCUGACCUGCGCCAGCUGAUUAUCAGUAGAAUACGGAAUGGUGGCAAUGGACCCGAACUUGAGGUGUUCUCGAAUGUUUCAGAAGAUGAUUAUACAUACAUUUUGGAUGUUAUCAGAUUAGAUUGUAGUGUGAUUCGCAAACUGAGAUACAUUCCCCGUCUUCAAAAACUCAUUGCCACCCUGCCUUCACCAAUACAUGAAGCGAUCCUGGUGCCUUUGCGCACUGCAAUGGGGAUUACCAUCGACUCCCUUACCAUCCCUGAUGACUUCGACAUUUCCUUGCCUAUCCACAUGGCACGUAUGUUAGAUGCGCCCGCCACAUCGGAUCUACCUCCCGAUGAGAGCUACCGGCUCAGGAUCCCAGACUUAGUCCUAAUGCUCCAGACACGCGAUGCCGAUAUCCUUCCACUAUGGCCAUUUGAGGUAUCUGUCUCUGAGACCUCCGAAAGUGCUGUUGGGAGGCUGCAGACCUAUGGCGAUCGGAACAAGAACAUCUUAGCUGCUACUCACAUCAACAUCGUCGAAGCCCGGACACAUGUUCCACCCACAUAUGAGUGGGGCAUUGAGAAGGGGUUUGAUCAGAGGGGGAUUCAGAUCAAGGACUUGACACACUUGGAAGAUGGUGGGGUCGCGUCGCUCUCUCAUACGUGGUACCACCCGACAACAGUCACUAUCACCACGUGGAUCCGCCCUCCCAACAAGUGCUUGAAUCUGAACUCUCGUCAGUGUGCAUAUUAUACUACUGCCUUACUCUACCCUAAUCAAGACAACAAGGGCCUACAGAAAGUCGAAAGGAUAUUCAAACGCACGCUGGAGAUAGUCCGUGAUACGGUUGUCAGCCACCUACAGACUGUCCACGAGCAUGACCAAGUGCUCCUGUCCUCACUCCAGGUUGUGAGGGACUGGUCCCCACCAAGUAAACUACUUAACUGGGACAAAUGCAACAGGGAUCUUUGGGCAGCAGCGAAGCAGAUGGGAUUCGACCGGUACCACAUGUGGCACCGCAGAUUCCUCAAGCGUGUUGCCGAUGAAGAGUAUGUCCCGAGUGCUGGACCGAGCAAGAGAGCGAAGCGCGCAUAGUAUGUGUCAUUCAAAUUUUCAAUCUCUUUUAGCUUUCAAAUUGUACUACAUAGUGUCUGUAAGUUUUAC